UGGUCUCGAGAACGAAGUUGUAUUUCCACCAUGCAUAUAGAAUAAACGAUCAACAAGACGAAAUGGCUUCGAGAGAGAUUAUACAGAAAUUCAAAACGGAGACGGAAAUUGAUAAUAAGAUAAGAAGAUUGAUCGAGAUCUUAAAAAAGAAACGAGAGGAUCGCAAACGCCUGACAAAGAAAAUCAAGAUAAUAAGAAGACAACCAGAAUACGAGAUGGCAACAGGAAGUGCCAUUACAAACGUGAAAACCAAUCCAUUAAAAAAACGUCCUUGAGUGACAUCGAUGCUAGCAAUGGUAUGCAACAAAUACCAGAGGACCAAACCAUUUCACUACCACAUCACAAAAAAUGCUAACCUAGUAUCCAUUCCACUAACAAAGAAGAAACUCGGAAGAUCCAAGGUAUACCCUGAUAAACAAAAAAGAUCAUCCGAGAGGGACUAUAGUGAUUUAUCUUUACAAAUAUUAUUAAACAUAAUUAAGAUUGAUUCAAACAAAAAAAAAACAAUAGGAAGAUUUAAGAGAAACCAGAAAAACACAAAAAAAGAAACUUGUACAUUAAGCAUUACAGAGAAAUUGGAGAAAAGAAGCGACUGGAAUCCACACAAGACAUCAAGUAGCAAUAGAAGACGAGGUGGCUAAGCACAUAAAAGUCUCAAAUGGAGCACAGCCACAAGCAUAGUAAAUGGAAGUCGUAGACGAGGCUUAAACAGAUCACAUGGAGGAAUGAAACCUGGA
Atta colombica is the source of this 737-nucleotide messenger RNA. RefSeq lists its product as uncharacterized. Lineage: Eukaryota; Metazoa; Arthropoda; Insecta; Hymenoptera; Formicidae. The transcript is spliced from 4 exons. The record is from RefSeq and is a predicted model, not a curated record. Bases 285 to 641 code for a protein of 118 amino acids.